Molecule: messenger RNA, 554 nt
Organism: Castor canadensis (American beaver)
Lineage: Eukaryota; Metazoa; Chordata; Mammalia; Rodentia; Castoridae
Gene: Rbp5
Product: retinol binding protein 5
Molecular function (GO): lipid binding
Source: RefSeq, a predicted model, not a curated record
GGAGUCCAUCCGCUUCAUCUGCCAGACAACCACCCCUCACUGCUUACCCCAUCUUCUGAGUCUUGAUCUCCAUCUUGGCCAGCACAGACAAUGCCUCCCAACCUCACGGGCUACUACCGCUUUGUCUCACAGCAGAACUUGGAAGACUAUCUGCAGGCUCUCAACAUCAACGUGGCUCUGCGAAAGAUAGUGAUGUUACUGAAGCCAGACAAGGAGAUUGACCACCAGGGCGACCAUAUGGUCGUGAAGACCAUCAGCACCUUCCACAACUACGUUAUGGAAUUCGAGGUGGGCGUUGAGUUUGAGGAAGACCUAAGGAUCGUGGAUGGGCGAAAAUGUCAGACCAUAGUAACCUGGGAGGAGGAGCAGCUUGUGUGUGUCCAAAAAGGAGAGGUCCCCAACCGGGGCUGGAGACACUGGCUGGAGGGAGAGAAGUUGCAUCUGGAGCUGACUGCCAGGGAUGCAGUGUGCAAACAGGUCUUCAGGAAGGUCAGAUAGCCAAAGAGGAGCUGAGGACCCUCCAGAAAGUUCUGGUCCGGAUCCAUCUUGCCCGU